UCAGCAUGGCUUUUUGGGGCAACAGAAGUUGGCUACUGGGCAGACUCCUCUAUAUUUAAGAAUAAUAUCACAACAACUCCUCUACUUUGGCGGAAACAGGCUGUAAACCUACGCGAGGAAACAUUUAUUGGUGAAGUAUCGUCCAUUACUUUUCAAACGUUACCUGGCAACCAAGCGACAGAGCUCCUGAUGGUACAGCGUGGCUGAGGAGGGCCGACAUACUUCACCUGUUUUAAAACAAAUAACAGCAAACAUUUCAUCGAAAGUUGCUACAAUGUCAAAGGUGAAAGAAAAGAAAAGAGACUCUACUUCCUCUAAAUCACAGCAUCCUAAACCUACAAAGGAAAAUAACGCAGUGAAAAGGAAAAAGAAAUAUUGGAAAAAAAUGCCGUUUAAAAAGAAGAUGCUUCCACUCGAGGAUAACGAAAAAGGCCAAACUCAAAAGAUAUCACCUCCAACAGAUGCUCUACAGUUCUCUGCCAACUGGAAAGCAUUACAAGAGAUAAUAAAAGCGAGUCCGCCUGAGAAGAAGCAGCCAGAUACAACGAAACAUCAGAAUGGUGUGCUGCAGAAAGUGGAGGAUAAAAACAAAUCUUCUAAAAAUAUUUCUAAGAACAAUGCCUCUCACAAUCAGACAGGUCCUGGAAAAGCAGUCAAGCACAAAAUUAUUAGCAGCAAUUUUGUCUCAAAAGACAAGGAAAAGGUGAGUGUGAAAGCUCCAACUGUCUCAGAGACAAGACAGUCUGCCGCUCCAAAAAGGAAAAAGGACAGCGCAAAUACAUCAAGCAGUCAGCAAGCAGCCAAGAAAAAGAAAUCUGUUGUGGAAGAGAGCAAACCUACAGAAGAGGACAUCUGGUUUGAUGAUGUGGACCCUGAUGACAUUGAGGCGACGGUGGGACCAGAGGCAGCAGAGAUCAUGAGGAGGAAGCAGGGCAUUCGAAAAAACGAGGACACGGAGAGCACCCUGGUUAAGGAGAGGGCUUUUGAAGGCCUCACCAAAGCUGUUGCCAUCGAUUGUGAGAUGGUAGGAGUCGGUCCUGAUGGGGAGGACAGCAUCUUGGCACGCGUGUCGCUCGUGAACCAGUUUGGGAAAUGCAUCUAUGACAAAUAUGUGAAACCGACGGAGAACGUGACAGAUUACAGGACAGCUGUCAGCGGCAUCCGACCACAUGACAUUAAAGAUGGAGAGAAUGUGAAGACUGUGCAGAGGGAGGUUGCUGAGAUCCUGAGAGGAAGAAUAGUGGUUGGACACGCUAUACACAAUGACUUAAAGAUUUUACUCUUGGAUCACCCAAAAAAGAAAAUCCGGGACACUCAGAAGUAUAAACCCUUUAAGAAGGCAGUAAAGAGUGGUCGACCUUCACUCAAAGUCCUCUGUAGAGAAAUACUCAAUGUCAAGGUCCAGCAGGGUGAACAUUCAUCCGUCCAAGAUGCGCAGGCCACCAUGAGGCUGUACACAAUGGUGAAAAAACAUUGGGAAGCAGAGAUUAAAGCCAGUCACAAAGACAGAGACUCACAUAAGAAAAUUGAGAGAAAACCCAAGUCUCCUAAGAACAGGAGCAACACUUUCAUGGGAUUAUGAAUUCAAAACUAAUCUGUAAGUGGACAGAUCAUCUCUGAUCUAAGCCGACUUGACAUAAAUGAUCAGAGGUUUCCGUUUGUUUUCAGAAGAGAAAAAAAACCAAAAGCAGAUGUUGAACAAUUAUGACAGGAUAAAAGCUUACGUAAGAUCUAUCACAACAGUUCCACGAAGUGAGGAAAAAGAAGCCACGAAGAAUACCAAUGAAAAUGAAUAAUUUCUUUUUAAAAAUGUGCAUAUAGUGUGUGAUGACAGGGAUUUCAUCAGUCUGAACCCCUCAGACAGGGCAUUCCAGGAUGUGAAAGACUUGAUUGUUUUUGCUGAUUUACGUAAAAAGCCAGGAGUGUUCUGCCUGAGCAUCUCAGGCUGUGACUCACACAGGGAUUAAAACAUCUGAGAGAGCAUGGAAGCUGAAUUUACACUGAUCCUUUCAGCCAUUUCCUCCUUAGAUAUUUCCAGACAUCAUUUCCCCAAACUGUUACUCCCAGCAUCAGAGGCAGGUGUUCAAAUGCAAUUUCCUCUAUGGACAUGGACCCGCAGUGCCCCUGAGAAACCAAAAUCAUUUCUCCAAUACUACCCAGGCAUCGCAUCAGCAUAAUAUUUUUGCGUUAUGUUUCCAGUGUUUUAUCAUUUCUCUGUUUUGAACUUUGGUCUAUAAUGAGUUGGUUUGUUACAGUUUAAUUCAUGGUUGCCUUAAAAGUUGUUGGGAAGUAGAGGAUGAAUAAAACAUGAGAGAAACUCUUUAUAUAGAGCUACAGCAUAUUGCAUUUCUUGUUCAUAAUUCACCUCACUAGUGACAGUUUUUUUUUCAUGCACAGAAAGGAAACCACUGACAUAUCCAAGACCGCUAUAGUCCACAGAAUGAUCUUUCUAUGAGGCACUUUUUUUGUCAGUUGAUGCGUGUGAUAUCCAAAUUGUGCUCCUUGGCUUUUUCUAAUCAUGCUCUGUUUUGCAGCACAGUAAUAAGUUAUGCAGCUUUUAAGGGUGAUGCUGGUUUACAGUGACAAUUCGUUUUUUGGUUUUUAUUUUUAAUUUUUAUUUUGGAUUAUUUACUACUUUACAAAUGCCAGAGUUCCCAAACAUGACACCCAGACCUUUGAUUUUACACAUAUCCUCAAGGCAAACUCAGAUGACCCCAGAUGCACCAACAGAAACAGAUGCAUCAUGUUUUCUUGCCUAAUGUAUCUGUAUGUCUUUUGUUUCUUUUCCAGAGUGCUUUAUAUGUUUUUAAUUCUCUCAACAAUGUAUCAGAUAGUUGAGUUUAAUAUGGUGACUCGUCUUUUCUCUUUGGAUCAUAGCUGCAUAGUCCUCUGAUAUAACUGUUAAACUAAAACUCCAGUGAUAAAAUGAGGACCCAGAGAAUGCCAGUGUGAUUUGCCGCCCAUGUAUGAUUGACAAUGGGCUCCUCUCACAGUCAAAAUUAAGCUUAAAACCUUGGUUUGAAAAGCACAGGCUCCAAAUUACACUUAUAUGUUCAAUUGUGGAGCUCGAUCAAUCAGAUUCUGGAGGCCUCGGAUUAAUGAAAAGUUUUCUCUGACGAACACUGACU
Molecule: messenger RNA, 3128 nt
Organism: Scomber scombrus (Atlantic mackerel)
Lineage: Eukaryota; Metazoa; Chordata; Actinopteri; Scombriformes; Scombridae
Gene: rexo4
Product: REX4 homolog, 3'-5' exonuclease
Exons: 8
Coding region: 275-1582 (435 amino acids)
Biological process (GO): rRNA processing; DNA catabolic process
Cellular component (GO): nucleus
Molecular function (GO): 3'-5' exonuclease activity; nucleic acid binding
Source: RefSeq, a predicted model, not a curated record